Molecule: messenger RNA, 2283 nt
Organism: Panicum hallii
Lineage: Eukaryota; Viridiplantae; Streptophyta; Magnoliopsida; Poales; Poaceae
Product: UDP-glycosyltransferase 708A6-like
Exons: 1
Coding region: 676-2100 (474 amino acids)
Molecular function (GO): UDP-glycosyltransferase activity
Source: RefSeq, a predicted model, not a curated record
UACGUACGCCGCCGGCCUCACCCAAGCAGGGGCGUUGCUUUGACUACGCCAGCUCUUCCUUGCAGCGCCGGUUGCGCCCUCCGGCGAUCCUCCGCCCUAGCGCCGGCAAGCUGCCGCCUUGCUGCUUCGCUUGCUUGGCAUGCUCGGUAUUGCUUCAUGUGUAUUGUGAAUUUGGGAUCCUAGUAACCUGUUUUUUGUGUUCUAUACGCAACUGACGAAUCAAAUGCUAACAGCGCUUCUCAUUUCCUGAUUGAUCUCUUCUUGUUUGACACUAUUCUCAUCGUUCAUUCAGUUCUUUGCUUUAACCUGUGAUACAUGGCAUCAGAAAUUCGGUAAGUUUCCUAUUUGCUGACGCGCUGAGCUGCGUAUGUAUAGAUAGCACAUAACAGAGAAACAGAAAAGUCUUCUCUGAUCGGCAGCGACCAUGUCUCUUUCAACAAGCCAUCUGCAAGACAGAGCAUCGGACACCGGCACAAAAAUGGGCGGCCGGCGGAGCGACAGCGCGGCCGCCGUGGUUGUUGCAUUCAACGGUGCAGGUUCAGUGGCGCCCCCCGUUAUUAGUGACCCACAGGACCGCCACUAUCUGCACGGGUCUACCUCACAGGGACCGCAACCGCAACCGCCUCGCCGGGAGCAGGUAGCAGCAGCAGGUGUUCGGCAGCGGCCUCGCCGGCGAUGCCGAUCUCCGGCGCCCGGCCGCACGUCGUCCUGCUACCGAGCGCCGGCAUGGGCCACCUGGUCCCGUUCGGCCGCCUGGCCGUCGCGCUGUCGGGCGGCCGCGGCUGCGACGUCUCCGUCGCCGCGGUGCUCCCCACCGUGUCCUCCGCGGAGGCCCGGCACCUCGAGGCGCUCUUCGCCGCGGCGGGCACGGCCGUCCGCCGGCUCGACUUCCGCCUGGCGCCGUUCGACGCGUCCGAGUUCCCCGGCGCCGACCCCUUCUUCCUCCGCUUCGAGGCCAUGCGCCGCUCCGCGCCGCUGCUCGGCCUGCUCCUCGCCGCCGCCGGCGCGUCCGCGCUCGUCACGGACAUCGCGCUGGCCUCCGUCGUCCUGCCCGUCGCCAGGGAGCGUGGCGUCCCGUGCUACGUCCUCUUCACGGCCUCCGCCGCGAUGCUCGCCUUCUGCGCCUACUUCCCCGCCCACCUCGACGCCAGCGCCGCCGACGGCCGCGGGGCCGUCGUCGGCGACGUCGAUGUCCCCGGCGUGUACCGGGUCCCAAAGUCCUCCGUCCCGCAGGCGCUGCACGACCCGAAGCACCUCUUCACCCAGCAGUUCGUGGCGAACGGACGCGGUCUCGUGGACGCUGACGGCAUCCUUGUCAACACGUUCGACGCCUUCGAGCCGGAGGCCAUCACGGCCCUACGGGAAGGCUCGGUGGCCUCCGGCUUCCCGCCGGUGUUCGCCGUCGGCCCGCUCCUCCCGGUGAGGUUUCCACCGCAGGAGCCGGCGGAAGACCCUGCCGGCUACAUGCAGUGGCUCGACGCGCAGCCGGCGCGGUCGGUGGUGUACGUGAGCUUCGGCAGCCGCAAGGCCAUUUCGCCAGACCAGCUCCGGGAGCUCGCCGCGGGGCUCGAGGCCAGCGGCCACCGGUUCCUGUGGGUGGUAAAAAGCACCGUCGUUGACAGGGACGAGGCCGCCGAGCUCGGCGACCUGCUCGGCGACGAGGGGUUCCUGGGGCGGGUGCAGGGGCGCGCGCUCGUGACCAAGGGGUGGGUGGAGCAGGAGGAGAUCCUGCAGCACGGGUCGGUGGGCCUGUUCGUCAGCCACUGCGGGUGGAACUCCCUGACGGAGGCCGCGGCGUCCGGAGUGCCAGUGCUGGCGUGGCCGCGCUUCGGUGACCAGCGCAUCAACGCCGCCGUGGUGGCGCGCAGCCGGCUGGGCGCGUGGGAGGAGCGGUGGAGCUGGGACGGGGAGGAAGGGUUGGUGACCGGGAAGGAGGUCGCGGAGAAGAUCAAGGCCAUGAUGGCGGACGAGGCGGUGGCCAAGAAGGCAGCGACGGUCGGGGAAGCGGCGGCAGCGGCCACGGCAAAGGGCGGGACGAGCUACUGGAGCUUGGCGGAGUUCGUUGGGCGGUGCCGCGACGCAGGCGGCAGGCACGAGUGAUGCCGAUCAACUCUGCAAAGAAAAGAUAUGAUUUUGUUCUUGUGGUUUUUUUGUUCGUUUCCUGAAUCGUGAGGCCUGACUGGUGAUGUUCUCCAGACUGGGACUGGUAGGCAAGCCAGUGCCACCUGGCUGCAUUUUGUAAAGUAACAUCCUUUUUUAGCAAUGGACUCAGCAUUUAGUCAU